AUGAACAAAUUAUUAAAUGAGCGUAACCUAGAGGGCAGGGAUCUUCUGAAAGUUGUAAGGAAAGUUAGUAAAUUAUAUUUAAAGAUGGACGAUGUCGUUGAGUACUUUAAUCGGUUAUUUGGCUGGCCUAUGCUACUGAUCUUCUUCGAUUUCAUCUUACUUAUACUAAGUGCUUUGGUAGCUGCUACCAACGAGAAUUUUACGUUCCAAGAUCGAGUUUAUAACACGAAUACCGAUGCCGUCUUGGUGAACAUUUUUUUUAUACUUCAGUCAGGGGUUUGGUUGACGGCUCUAAUAUUUUGUUGCGAUUCAGUUGGAACAGAAGUAGAAGAGUUACUAACAAAUUGUUACAGAUUGGAAUAUAAAUUGCCUUUAUUUUCCAUGGAACUUGAAGAAUUGGGGAACUUGAAAAAGCUAAUCAAGAAUAAAACUCCAAAGUUAACCGCAGCAGGCUUCUUCGAAAUAAAAAGAUCGACUUUACUGUCUCUCCUUGGUACCGCCACAACUUAUUUCAUUGUGGCUUUACAGUUUAAGUCGUUAUAA
Anoplophora glabripennis (Asian longhorned beetle) is the source of this 543-nucleotide messenger RNA. RefSeq names its product gustatory receptor 68a-like. Gene Ontology annotation, cellular component: membrane; neuronal cell body; axon. The transcript has 2 exons. The record is from RefSeq and is a predicted model, not a curated record. Gene Ontology annotation, biological process: sensory perception of taste. The coding region runs from base 1 to 543 and encodes 180 amino acids. Lineage: Eukaryota; Metazoa; Arthropoda; Insecta; Coleoptera; Cerambycidae.